UCCCGCAGUAAAUCAAAAAGAUGAUCAAAAAAGUUGCGCUGAGUUGGAUAGUGGUUUAAACGGAUCCAGGAUGUCUGUGAGUGAGAAGACAAGGAAAGACCACAGAGCUCUGUACAAGGCAAAGACUCCACCGUGGAAAGAAACCUACAGAAAGAGAUGUAUGAGCAGGCUGAGAGAGAGCAGAGAGAAGUUGCAAGAAAAGUUUCGCAAGAUCAGCGCAUCAAUUAAUGAAACAGAUGAGUUUAUAACAGACUUGAUGAGAGAUGAGCUCCAGACGAUGCAGAAAAAUUUAGGUUCGGGGGAGGAAAAGCUAGAUAUAGAGAUGGAGGGAUUUUCUGCUGCCGAUUUUGAUAUAGAAAGUGUCCUUAAUUUGUUUGAAGAUAUCCAAGAGGAGCUUAGACACGAAGAGCUGAAGAUGUUGGCCGAGUUUGAGAAGUAUGAGGCUAGUGUAAGAGAAGAGGAAGAUGUGUUGUGUUCAGCAAUUGCAAGUUUGUCAGCGGAAGAAGUGAUCUGCCCAGUCUGUCAGAAAAACAGCCUGCUUCAAAACAAAUCUGUGAUAUUCUGUAAAUGUGGGGUGCGAGUAGAUACCGAACAGGACUGCCUGACCCUGAGAAAUGUUAAACAGUUAUUGGAUGAUGGAGUGAAACUUCAUGGAAACACCUGUGACACCCCACCCACCUUUUCUGUGGUCUCUGAGCUGGGGCCCCAAAACCUACUCAUGUCAUGCCAGUCCUGUGAUUGGAUGUCUAUUAUCAUUUAAGUCCAAUUUCAAAGACAUGAAGAGUGCUGGUUUGUGUCUAAUCAUAGUGCUAUGGAUGAUGAUGAUGAUAAUGAUGAUGACGAUUUGUAUAUAAAAAGAAGUUCACUACUUGCAAAAUUUUCAGUUAAUGUAUGGUAGUCUUACAUGUUGAAAGAAAGUAAAAUAAGAUUUUCUGAUGGGAUUGUACAUUUUCUUCUUAUGUUCAUUUUUACAUGCAAGUCAUUAUGUUGCAAAAUAUUUUGUUCAAAAUAAAAUUGACUAUUCGGUUUCAAA
Messenger RNA from Magallana angulata, 1033 nucleotides. Its product is annotated as RPA-interacting protein A-like. Gene Ontology annotation, biological process: protein import into nucleus. NCBI's taxonomy places the organism in Eukaryota, Metazoa, Mollusca, Bivalvia, Ostreida, Ostreidae. The record is from RefSeq and is a predicted model, not a curated record. Bases 71 to 760 code for a protein of 229 amino acids. Gene Ontology annotation, cellular component: nucleus. The transcript has 8 exons.